UUAUCACAUGUUAACGUACGUAUAUUAUCACUGAUAUCAUAUAAUUUUCCGUUGUCGUGAAAAAAACUGCAAAAUAACCGCCCGGGUUUCGAACCCGGACCCACCAGCUCCAACGCGAAUUAAUUACCACUAGGCCACCCCGACCACUUGAGUACUAGUAGUUAUUUUCACCCAUUUAACUUUAUAAAUAAAUAUAAAAAUAUUUAAACCGCAGUAUACUGGUCAUAUUAUAAUAUCAUUAGGAUACUUAUAACUUGCAGCUGCGUACACAAAUAAUAUCGAUGAAUACACCAUAUAGGAGACAUUAAGUAGGCAUUAGUGAAUAACCGUUAUUAAGUCUAAUAAUUGUCGCAGGUAUUGACACGUCAAUCAAAUAAAUACAACAAUAUAUUGCCAUUAGAUAAAAUGCCAUUAGGAUUAUUCGAUAUUCGCACGACUCGUGUCGCCAGGAUGUGAUAUACUUAUUGAUAUUAAAAUAAACAUUUAUUACACUAAAGGUUUUAUUUAAUGAAUGUUAAGAUAUUAAUAUAUAUUAUUCACCGGCUCCGUUCUUAAUAGCCGCCUCUCACCAUCAUCCCCUCCAGCUCUUCUAGGAUUCACGGGUCAAACCUUAUUCAAUUAAAUAUACUGCAAAACCAUUUAUAUUGAUUGACAAUAAGAGACAUUAAGUAGGUAUAUUUUGGCGCUGUCUCGAUAUUAGGAAUAGAUCAAUUAAGAGACAAUAGGUAUCCUGGUUCAAUUAAAUGCCCAUUUUAACGAUAGUAAAAUUGCCUUUAGAAUAUUCUUUAGUCACCAGGAUGUCGCAUACAUACUUUUAAUAGCCACAAUGGCAUUUAUAUUGAUUGACAAUAAGAGACAUUAAGUAGUUAUUAGUGAAAAAACACAUUAAAACCGAUAUUAGUACCUUCUGCCGGACGUAUACAAUUAAAUAUCAAUUUUUCAGUAUUAUCUGCCCCACUAAAAUCGCUCUUACCUAUUAGUGAUCCUUGACUGAAAGAGCCGAUAGUCUUUUAGUCCGUCUACUACGUUACACCGUUGUGCACGUAUACGCUCCGUCUUUAAAAUUUUUAGUGAGUUACAAAGUGUUUAAUAUCUUUUAAAUCAGUACGUUUUAAACCGGUGUACACGUAUACGCUCCGACUUAAAAAUUUUUUUUUUAAGUAUUUAUUUUCUUUAAAAAUUAUUUGCUUUUAACCAUGGCUGGUUCAAUUGGAAACAUGGCUGCAUUAUACAAGAAAAAAUUUAUAUACGUUCCGCCUACGCCACCGUCCGAACUCAUUGAAUCUGCAAAUUUCACGAUCAAUUUUACUGAACGUAAGUUUUUACAUGUCGGUCUGAAUCCUACAGAGAAAUUCGAUGUGUCCAUACUAAUAAUUACACCUUCGCGUUUCGUUAAAAUAUCUGUGGACCUCUUAAGACGUAUUUUUUCCCUGAUGGGGAAUAUAUUGUCGUUUAUUUUGGAUCAACCGCAAAAAUACAAGCGGAAUUUAUUUCUGGAAACAGAAAUUAUUUCGAUGUCUAGUAUGGUGUAUCAAGGGGAAAAUAUGCUUGUCAUCGAAUCAAAAACACAAGCCGGAUGUCGAGUAUUGCUAAGUCGCACAGAUUUAAUGCAAUUGCAAUAUUUAGAAUGGUCGAUUAACGAAACAGUCGUUCGAAAGUCAACCAUUAUACGACCACUUGUCUUAAAACAGUUUGAGACUAUGGGUAAUUAUUUGGACCAGGAAUUUACCAAAGUUGAUUCACCACCAAAGACACCCGAAGAAAUGAUCGUUUUUAUCAACAAUUUAAGUGAUGAUAAAAUUAUUGGAUCCACUCCUAAAGAAGACAUUAAUUUCAUCAGUCAACUGAAAAUGUAUGCUUCAUCUCAAUUAGCUGAACAAUGGGCGCAACGAUGGAAUGGAGAAAUGUCACCAGAGUUAUUCACCGAAUCUGAAAUGAGGCUCAUUUCACCCCCGAGAUAUUCGAGUAUGUCUCCAAUGCACGAAGACCUUUCACAAGCAAGGGUAGCUGACGAGGAACGUGGUAUCGAUGAAUUUUUAACACAGGCGACAUGGGCACCAGCUCGGAAAACAAAACUAUUGCCUAUUGAUGAUCCUGGCAGUCUACCCGCAUCGUUUGAUUCAGACAAUUUUGCACAGCCCCCUCCGUGGUAUACAGCGCCUCAAUAUAUUGAAUCUUCACCACCAAGUCCUGCAGUUGAUGAGAAUGACGGUCCAACGUCUUUCAACCUCUCACCAUCAUCCCCUCCAGCUCUUCUAGGAUUCACGGGUCAAAAGUUGGCAAAAAAAAAACCAUCUAUGCGGAGCGUAAAACGCAAACUAUUUUAAUAUUUGUACUAAAUUGAUGUGAAAAUAAAAAUCAAGCGUGAUACUUAAAACAAGUUUUUUCAUUUAUUAGAAUAUAAGGCACAAAAUAGUUAUAAGGUAUAAAAUAUUUACAAGGUAUAAAAUAGUUAUAAAAUAUUUACAAGGUUUACAAUUUUCUAACAUCGCCACUAAACGGGUUGUAAGUUAUAAUCUGGUCAUGUAGUAUUAAACAAUAUGCUGCAGUUUUUUCUGGUAUAACUGUAUCCGUUUCAAAUUCAAUACGUAGAUCUAUGGUCGACGACUUCACAUUAUCGUUUUGACGUGAUAAAUCAACUACGACGAUUGGAACGUAGUUUUGAAAAAUGUGUUUUGAUAAUAAUGGCUCGCAAUAAUCUCGCUCAUAAUACGAUUUUUGAAAGUCUG
Metopolophium dirhodum (rose-grain aphid) is the source of this 2729-nucleotide messenger RNA. RefSeq lists its product as uncharacterized. NCBI's taxonomy places the organism in Eukaryota, Metazoa, Arthropoda, Insecta, Hemiptera, Aphididae. The transcript is spliced from 4 exons. The record is from RefSeq and is a predicted model, not a curated record. Bases 1197 to 2327 code for a protein of 376 amino acids.